Messenger RNA from Trypanosoma theileri, 2505 nucleotides. RefSeq lists its product as uncharacterized. The annotation marks the transcript as partial. Gene Ontology annotation, cellular component: RNA polymerase II, holoenzyme. NCBI's taxonomy places the organism in Eukaryota, Euglenozoa, Kinetoplastea, Trypanosomatida, Trypanosomatidae. Gene Ontology annotation, biological process: mRNA 3'-end processing. The record is from RefSeq and is a predicted model, not a curated record. The transcript has a single exon. Gene Ontology annotation, molecular function: RNA polymerase II complex binding.
AUGACGUUGUACAACAUCACCAUUCAUCCUUUGCGGCUGAAUGCUUACUUUUGCCGGCUGGGAUGUGUGUACGUCAUCCUUGUCACGCGUAAAGGCGUAGAGGUGGUGUCAAGCCCUGGAGUCUGCGCCGUUCCCGGCGAAGUGGAGUUCAGCACACCAGCCGAACUGGAUCGCACGCAAAGCUUUCAAGUUACUUUCAACUCACCAAAGGACCGUCGUGUAGUGAACUUUGGUGUGUACGAUAUCACCAAUCGCAAGCACAGUGCCAAACUCACCGGUUUUGAAAUUCCGCUGGCGGGGAUGUGCAGUGUGCUUGCAGGGGAAUCCAUGUGUGAAAAGAAGGCUGUCUCGUUCAGAAUUGCUGGCAGACCCGGUCGUUUGGAUGUUAUCUUUCGCAUGCAUCCAGUGGCAACGCCUCCUCCACCGUUAAGAACAAGUAUAUCCGCAUCAUCAGCAGCAGCGGCAGCAGCAGCAGCAGCAGGAGGAAGUGGAAGUGGAAGUGGAAAUGCAAAAAGUGCGGAUGGAUCACAUGCUGGUCGUCUUCCCGUCGGUGUGGUGGAGUCCCUCACGAAGGCUGGUAUGCUCUCCAGCGAAGUGGAGGUAGUUGAGAUGGAUAGCGACAUUGCACAGGAGAUUGCCGCACGUGUGGCACUUCUCUUUCCUAAUGAGGAAGAUUUACGGGAACGUGUGCAGGUGCUGGAGAGGGAAUUGGCACGAUUGGAGUAUGAUGCAGAGUACGCCGCAAAGGAUAAGGUAGCUACGGGUUCAGCAGCUGCAAAUGCACUUCGAGAAGAAACUCAAUAUUGGCAAAAAAUGGUGGAUGAAAUUAAUGCCAAGUCUGCCCAUGAAGCAGGUAUUGCUCCUAAUAUACCGGCAGCACCUAAACAUUCCCCCAGGCAACAAUCUGCUUUAAUAGCAGAGAUGGAAGAUCAGCUAUCUGCAGCUCAAGAAAAGUUACGUAAACUGGAGUCACUGCAAAGCCACCGGGAUGUAUCUAGUGAGGUUAUUCCCAUUCUUGAUGAGAUUGAACACAUUGAAGCCGUUCUGGUGGAGCUUAGGCGAGAUCAGGAUCAGACAAAGGCACCACUCGUCACGGAAGAAAAAACUGCCUAUGUGGAUCAGUGGGAUCGGCUGGCGGAGGAACUGUAUGACAGGGAAUCUAUGGUGGAGCAACUCCAACGCACUAUUCUCGCCCUUAACCGUUUACAGUUUGAGCCGUAUCCCGCCGGUAUUGAGGCGGGAUUUGCGGAAGAGGCACCGAAGGAACUUCCAUUCGUACGCGAUAAUAAACGACGAUUAUCCAAUCUCCCAGCAGCAACCACAGGUGGUACUGUAACCGCCACAGCCCCAACAACAACAGCCCGUGCACAAGUAGGUGGUACUACUAAAACCGCAAAUCUCUUGGAUGAUCUCUUUGGUGCUACUCCACCACCAGCCUCCCCAGAGGCAGAAGCGUCACCACAUGCAACAGCAACAAACAAUGCACCUUCCAAUGUGCAGACGACAGACGACAUGCUACCAGGUUUUAUACCUCCACCGGCCGCUUCUGUCGUUCCUGUAUGGGCACAACAACAACAACCACAAUCCCCGCAUGUAGUGCCUUCUCAGACAUCAACACCAGUGCCACCAACAGCAACGGGAACAAUUCCGAAUGUGGAUGUGAAAGAUAGUGGUCAAAAUAAUGUAUUGCAAAAUCAGGAGAAGUCUACAGAACACCCUCAAACAAGUGCUGAGAUAGCAUCAUCGCAGGGAGCAGAUAACUUAACUGGUACCCAUAACUCUGCUGCGUCUGUGCCUCCAGACCCACCAGUAACCCCAUCAUCAACUAUAUCACCUGAGUACCGGACUUUUCCACCGACUUCACCCCCAGCUGGGCAAGAGACAUCCUCCUUACAAACCGUACAGCAACCGCAACAAGAACAAAAAGAAAAACAAGAACAGGAACAGAAACAAGAACCUGUUGCGCAACCCCCGCAGCCUCAUAACGAAUCAGCCGGGUCUCCACCAUCGCAACAACAACAACAACAACAACACACGCUAUCCCCAUAUGGUUCACCAACCGCUCCAACGCCACAAAUGGGAACUCAGCCAGCUCAGCCUCAGUAUGGAUCAGCCGUGGCUCCACAACAACAACAACAACAACAACAACAGCAUAUGCAACCCCAAUAUGGUUCACCGGCCGCUUCAGCGCUGCAAACGGGAACUCAGCCAGCUCAGCCUCAGUAUGGAUCAGCCGUGGCUCCACAACAACAGCAUAUGCAACCCCAAUAUGGUUCACCAACUGCUCCAACGCCACAAAUGGGAACUCAGCCAGCUCAGCCUCAGUAUGGAUCAGCCGUGGCUCAACAACAACAACAACAACAGCAUAUGCAACCCCAAUAUGGUUCACCGGCCGCUUCAGCGCUGCAAACGGGAACUCAGCCAGCUCAGCCUCAGUAUGGAUCAGCCGUGGCUCCACAACAACAGCAUAUGCAACCCCAAUAUGGUUCACCGGCCGCUUCAGCG